AUGAGACCUUUAAUUUCCAUCGUCUUAUUCGCAGUAUUGAUUCUAAAUGUUUUGUUUAAGCCCGCGUACUCGGCGGGUAUACCAAUCAAAUAUUCCAAUGGGCCGAUCAUGUCCGGUCCUAUUCCUUUGUACAUAGUAUAUUACGGAAACCAAUGGCAUUCCUUCAAUCAAAAGGUCAUCGAAUCCUUUCUUAACGGGGUUAGCGAAACUAGUUAUUGGGACAUAGCAAAGGAAUACACCGGUUUUGUAGAUGAAAGUCAUACGGAGAAAGGCAAGGUUACCGGACCGGUAAAAGUUGCCAAGACUGUGACUAUGAAUGCCACCCUAGGAGUAAAUUUAAUCUAUCAAAAUUUGGUUACCAUUAUCAAUAACCAAAUUAACAAUGGUCUAUUUCCCGAAGAUGAUCAAGGAAUUUACUACGUUUUGACAUCAAAAGAAGUGGCAUAUGAAGAUUCUGAACGAACCUUUUGUGGUUCCAUGUGCGGAUAUCACUUUUAUUUCCCCACCUCUGAUGGUAAAAAAAUAUUAAAAUAUUCUUUUGUCGGUGCUCCAGACCAUUGUCCAGCGGUUUGCGUUCGCCCACAAAUCGAUCCGAGUUUAAAUUCAACAAUAGUUAGAACCCCUAACGGAGACUCCCUUGAUUCAAUGAUAAGCGUGAUCUCACAUGAAUUGUUCGAAACAGUAACGGAUCCAUUGGUGAACUUUGAUAGUGCUUGGUUCGAUUCAGAAGGAAAUGAAAAUGCAGAUAAAUGUAUAGCAUUUUAUCAACCUCUUCAAAAUGAAUACGGUGCGUCCUACAAUCUCAAGAUCGGAAGUGAUCUAUUCCUUGUGCAGCAGAUAUGGAAUCCUAGCACACAACG
This is a messenger RNA of Acaulospora morrowiae, 860 nucleotides long. NCBI's taxonomy places the organism in Eukaryota, Fungi, Glomeromycota, Glomeromycetes, Diversisporales, Acaulosporaceae. The record is from the annotation of a GenBank genome assembly.